Nomia melanderi (Alkali bee) is the source of this 5037-nucleotide messenger RNA. RefSeq lists its product as uncharacterized. Lineage: Eukaryota; Metazoa; Arthropoda; Insecta; Hymenoptera; Halictidae. The record is from RefSeq and is a predicted model, not a curated record.
UCCUGAUUUCGCGUCGCGCUCGCGAAUAGGGAACGGCCGAUUCGCACUCCCCUUCGAGACGUCGAGCAUUCGAAUCGUUGUUCCGUUCCCCGUUUCCGAUUUUUAUUCUCUUUUGUUUUCCUUCCCUCCUCUCCUCCUCCUCCUCCUCCUCCUCCUCCUCCUGUUCCUCCUCCUGCUCUUCUUUCUUCCUCGUUCUCAGUCUCCGCGUAUUUCGAAUGUUUCCGCUACUUUGACCGACAGCUCCGUCCCGACGACGGCAGAUAGGAAAAGGCGAUCCGUCCGCCGUUGCUUAUUCGAAAGUAGGCCCGAUGGUAUCCGAGUCAUCAGGCACAGUACCGUAAAACAGACGUCCAAGUGUCGUGACAACGCGCACCCGAGGAAUUCAGUUUCGAGCGUGAGUGCGAAAGAGUGUUUGCGAAAACAUUGUCGCAUCGUGGAUAACUUGCCGCGGUGAUUGUUCGAUCGCCGAUUCGUCCUUCACUCUGAUCGGGAGCAACAUACCAGCAAGGCAUACCGAUGAAACUUUGAACGAUCGAUGGAUCACGGUGAACGACGGGACACGCUGAGAAGAGAACAGCUGCGGCGAGCCGUUGGAAUCGACGAUCGGUGCAAGAUGGAGGAGGAGUCUCGGAUCUCCUAACGGGUUGACAACGCGACGAACUCCAGGAUGGGCAACAAUGGAAGCAGCAACCGGAACGAACAGACCGCGUCCAACCGUUCGAACGGGCUGCCGAUUCCGGAUGCGAACCGCGGCUGGUCCCAGUCGUUUCCGCGUGAGCUUGCUAAGCAUCGGUCUCCGGCGAACGGAGCGGCGGCGGUGGCGGCGGCGCGAAAGGUCCUGCCGGAGCCACCCAACCAGAGAUUACGCGCCACCGACAACGGCAGCAUCAUCCAAAACGGCGGGACCAUAAGCGGUCGCAGAGCGUCGACGUACGCGUCGUCGCGCGACCUCUCCAAGCGUGACCGCUUCGGCGAGGGCCAGUUCCGCUGCAGAAGCACUUCGGCGUCGCGCGUCCCGGAGCCGCGGUCCACGAGGAUCGAACGAGCCUGCUGUCGCUACCAAGCCGACGCGAUUCGACGGCGAUCGGACGCGGCCGCCGACCUGAAGAGAUUCGGCAGCGAGCCCGACUUGCGUUACUCGGCCGAGUCACAGGAGUCCCGGACGAACGCCGGAUAUCCGAUGACCGGCGAAGAGGACCGCCUGAGCAACCGCCGCCGGCUGGACAGAGACUACAAGGAUCGCGUGGAUAGCAGGUACAGAGCUAGGAAGAAGUACAAAGCUCCAGCACCGCCGACCACGCUGCUCGACCUCGGCAACGACUCCGUCUCGACCUCGAUCUCUACCUCGAUGUCGGCCUCGAUGCUGGCCGGGCCCAGCGACCUCGAGGUUCCCUACGGCCGCGAACGCGACGUCCAACCGCCCCCUAGGAAGUCUCGUCUGUUCAAAACCCGGGCCGAGACGAAGAAGGCUAGGGUCGGCUGGCAGCUGUCCGGCUACGACGGACAGAGGCGUCCGCUGCGAGUGGAGCCCGCGCACCAACACCGGUGCCGUCCCGACGACGAGAGCGCGCGCGCCGCGGAGGAUUUCGCACGCGGACGCGCCGAGCACCAGCGACCGGCGGAUCAGUACGACGGGAAGAACACGCUUCGGCGAAGCGUCAGCAGCCCCGAGUUCCAGGCCGAGCUGAUCCAAGUAGCCAGGAGAGUCCGCGACAAGCUGGCGUGCGCCAGCGGCGCCGCGAUCGCUAAUCAUCCUCAUCCGAUCAGCGGCGAGGCGAGAUCGUUGGAGCGCCGGUACGAAUCUCCGGACGACCGUGCACCCGAUCGUCUCUUUGAAACUGCCCGCGAGCGCUCGGAAGCGACUGGCCUGAGCCGACCCGAGGUCGAGACCGAAACGGACAACGAGAACGAAGACGUUAAUCAGAGUUCGAAGACUCGGCACCGGCGGACCGACGAGCGAACCAACGAACAAACGGACGAACGAUUACCUAGAGGUUCUAAGAGCGACGAGAAGAUCAAUGGUUCGAACUUCGAGUUAUCCAGCGCUGAUCAGGGGUCGGUAGACUGUGCAGCCCGUCGUCGGUCGAAUCCUGACGUUCGCAACGAUCGGAACGUGUCCGACGGUUCGCUGGCAACACGAUCGAAAGAAGCGGUGGACGGUCGGGGUUGGGUGCCAGGAAGGAUCGAGCGACGGCUCGGGGACAAGGAAAAUCUGGAUCCCGGUCGGUGGAACGGCGCGAUCGACCCGGUAGAUCCGACGAACGGUGUGCAGAGGUACCUGGCUGAUGAUAAGUGCGAGCCGACGCUUCCGGAGGAACGACGAGAGUAUCAACAACCGAAUGUCGUGGCCACACGCCACGCACCGAAGACCUUCUACUUCGGCAUGAACGAGCUGUUGGUGUCCUCGAGCGAAUCCCGUCGCAGGCUGGACCAGUCGAAAUUGGAGAAAAGGGAGAAGCGGGAAAAGCGAGAGAAGCGGGAGAGGCGAGAGAAACGGGAGAAGAGGACCGAGUUCCGAGACGAAGAGAACGGCAGAUCUUCCAUGGAGACUGCCGAGGACACCGAUGACACCUCCGGGCGCAACGUCGCGGAGGACAUCUCGCUGCAACUGCGACCGACGCUGCCGAAGAAGCAGCUGGAGAUUCCUAGGUUCUCGCCGUCCGCUGCCUGGAGGUUACUCUCGGCAAUGGAGACGCCGGGACCCAGCAUGAGCACUGCCAGCGAAGAAAUGCCGAUAAUGUUCGAGGAGCGAAUCGAGCGGCUCUCGAGGCCACCGCCCCCGCCGCCUCCGCCGCCGCCUUUGCUGGCGCUGGGUCCUCGCAGCUCCCACGACAAAUCAGGAGAUUCCGGAAUAUCCGGCGACGCGGGGGCAGGCAACGAGGACUCGUUGGACGUGAGCACGAUCAACCGAGUGAAGACGUCCGCGACGCGGCCGACUUGGACGCCGCAGCAAGACCUCGGCGAAGAAUCGAGCAGCGACGCGGGGGUGGAUUCACCUUCGCCGUUGCCCGUCCCCUUCAAGUAUCCUCCCCGAGCGCGCGUCUUCUCGCUCUCGCUGCCCCGCGAGGAUCCACGGUAUGGGACGCACUUCGUUGCCCCCGAAACGAAGACGAGGGAGCAGCUGUCGACCUUCAACUCGCUGAAGAAGCUGAAGAGAUCCGUGUCAGGGGCGUUCGGGAUCGGCGCGCACGAGCUCCGGAGGAAGCACUCGCACGACGCUCUCGACGACAACUGGUUCUUGUCGACGAGCGCGCCGACCUCUUUGCAGCACGGCCAGUCGGCGGAGACGACGACGAGGUUCGCGUCCUCUUGCUGGAAAUCGAUCGUCGCUCGCGAACGCGGCCACGGCAACAGCCGCGAGGAGAGGUUCGUCGUCGGCGUGAGGACCUAUCGCGACACCGAGUUCGACGGCGACGGGGACGGCGACGCCGACGACGACGACGACGAGAACGACGACAACGAAGACGACGACGAAGAGGAGGAGGAGGAAGUGGAGGACGAGGACGACGACGAGGACAGCGACGAGAACGAAGAGAAGGAGAAGAGCAAGGAGAAGAGCAAGGAGAACGAGGAGAAGAUGAAAGAGUUCGUGGAUGAUUUCCCUGUGGCGCUGAAGCCACCGUCCUUCUCGUACCUGUCUCCGGGCGGACACGUGAUGUACCUGCCGGAGACGAACGAGGGCGCGAAAUACUCGGCUCACGAUCGAAUCGAGAGAGAGAUCGGUGUCGACUACGAGGAGACGAAGGCAGUGGAGAGACGCGUGCACGCGGGUAGCCGUGGCACGCGCGAUCGGUACAUCUCGAAGCGACGGUCGAGGACCGUAGAGGCCGUAGAGAAUUCCGCGGGCGAGUCGAAACAGAAACGAGAGCCACUCGCUCGAGAAUCCAACAAUUGGUCCGGCAAUGGAGAAUCGUGCUCGUUGAAACAGUCGAAGCAAACGAAGGAGGAGAAGGGGACGAAAGACGCGAAGGACGCGAAGGAAACGAAAUCGCAAGGGAAGAGCGGCUCGAAGAGCAAGCGGUUCACCUUCCAGUCGACGGUCAGACAAAUAGAGAGGCGCAGGUUGGCCGAGAAGCUGUCGAGGGAGGCCGAGGCGAAGGAGCGGCAGAGGAAAGGGGAGCUGGAGGCCAUGAGGAAAGUGGAAGAGGAGUUCCAGCGGAAACGCGCGAAGGAGAAGGCGAACAUCAGGCAGCAGUUGCGCUUGUUCAAGGAGAUGGAGGAGAAUUUCAACAACAUGGGGAGCGCCGAGUGGGACGGCUCGCAGGCGCGCCGCGCGGAUCCCGACGGCGCUCCCUCUUCCACCGCCUCCUCGCCAACUUGGCAGCCAGCCGGAAGCUGCAAGACCCCGCCGCGAAAGAGUCUCGAGAGGUGCAACGAUUUCCAUCGGAAGAGGGACUCGGGCUCCGGGUCGGGUUCCGACUCCAAGCACCGUCGCGCCGAGGCGAACGGGUACCGGCCGAACUACUACGACUGGGCGCCGGAGAACGCGUCGCACCUGGACGCCAAGCAAACCACCGUUCACCCGAAGAUCGUCUGCGACAUCCCGAAGAGCUCUCCCGUCUUCGUGGAGCUGAACGCGCAACCUGGCAAGUCGGCGACCACUUCCGACUCCGCUGUCAGGUCCGACAAUUACAGGAAGGAUUUCGCGCACGGCGCGAUGAUCGCCAAGCAGUCUCUCGCGAGCAGCGACAGCGAACUCUCGCAGCCGAACACGAGGCCGCAGUCCAGGGAGACCGGAGUACAAACGAAAGCCCAUCGAUCUAGGUCGACCAGUCGGGAACGAUGCGAAGACGCGGCGACCUCGGAAGAGGAGACUCCGGUGGAGCCGGCGAAACGACCGAGGAACCCUGCGCACGAUUUCACGCUGAGCGGGCUGCGACCGUUCACCAGGAGGAGGACCUACCGACCGAUUUCCUUCGACCCCCGUCCGUCCACGUUCGUCCCGAGCUGAUCGGGUUCGGCAGCCACAGCGAGCCAACGGCUCCUCGAACCAGGAGGGAUUUUUUCUACGUCAUCUUGUUGCAUCAUUUUCUGUAA